CUCCCGGUGAACCGUUCCUAAGUGCGAAUUUAUCCAACCCCGUAAACGCACCUCCUCCUCUUCCUCUCCACACCGAUUCAGGUGAUGACUCACCUCUGGACUCUGCUGUCAGCCCUGCUGCUGGUUUCGCCUGUGGCCGAACCUCUGAGCAGCCCUGAGGAAAAUGAAAACGAAGUCCUGCAACACACAGAGGCUGAGUUCACCAAGAACCAGGAGAUUGAGAAUGCAAUCGGAAAUCUCAGUGAACCUACACCAAGCCACACACCCAACGCAUCGGCUCCCUUGACUACCACAGUUUCUCCGAGCUCCAGUCUUGUUUCUCAGUGCCGGGGAAACCAGGUGAUGCUGGAGAGCAGCAAUAGCUGCGGCUGUCCUUCUGGCAUGGUGACGGUUGGUGACAACUGUACCUGCCCUGUGGGCUUUACUUUGGAGGGAGCUGCAGAGUGUAAAGAUGUGGAUGAGUGCGAAGGAGAGGCGCUGGGAUCAUGCGGUCUCCACGCCAGCUGCACCAAUACCCCCGGCUCUUACUCAUGUAGCUGUCUCCGUGGCUACCUGAUGGGUGCAGGAGGGUGUCAGGAUAUAGACGAGUGUGGGCUGGCUGCGGUGACAGGCCUGCAGGCCUGUCAGGGUGAUGCUGAAUGCAAGAACACCCCUGGCUCCUUCAAGUGCUCGUGCCCUGCGGGAUAUGUAAUGGCCAUAGAUGGACGAGGCUGUGUAGAUGUGGAUGAGUGCAGCUUCGAGGAGCAGUGUCGCCGUGAGCUGGGAAAUGUGUGCGUGAACACUCCUGGCAGCUUUAUAUGCCAGUGCCAGCCGGGUUUCAGAGCGGAGCCCCCCGCCUGUGUUGGAAGGGAGGCUUUGCAGGAAUAG
Xiphias gladius (swordfish) is the source of this 867-nucleotide messenger RNA. RefSeq names its product multiple epidermal growth factor-like domains protein 6. The transcript has 8 exons. Gene Ontology annotation, molecular function: calcium ion binding. Lineage: Eukaryota; Metazoa; Chordata; Actinopteri; Istiophoriformes; Xiphiidae. The coding region runs from base 85 to 867 and encodes 260 amino acids. The record is from RefSeq and is a predicted model, not a curated record.